AUGGUUGCUAUCCGCAAUCUGAGCCUUGCGCUCCUCCUGACAGGGGCCUUGGCUAUGCCCUCUCCCCAGGACGCUUCCACAACCCCCACUACGGCCGCCAGCUCCCCAGAUACAGCCUCUUCCCAGUUGGACCAGCUCGCCGACUUUGCAUACAACGUCACCACCGACAACGUACCAAACAACGCAGGCAUAAAACGUGGCAGCUGCUCGCUCAGCAACCUGCGCAUCCGGCGCGACUGGAGAGCCUUUUCGUCCUCGCAGAAGAAGGCGUACAUCAAGUCGGUUCUGUGUCUGCAGCAGCUGCCUGCGCGUACCCCGUCCAGCGUGGCCGCCGGGGCAAAGACGCGCUAUGACGACUUUGUGGCGACGCAUAUCCAGCAGACCUUGAACAUCCACUAUACUGGGACGUUCCUGGCCUGGCACCGCUACUUCAUCUACCAGUUUGAGCAGGCUCUGCGCGACGAGUGUGGAUACACCGGCGACCACCCGUACUGGAACUGGCCCGCGGACGCCAACUCGAUGGAAACCUCACCCGUCUUCGACGGCAGCGACACCUCCAUGUCCGGCAACAGCGCGUACGUCGCUGACAAGGGAGACAUCGCCCUGACACUCGGCAACUACCCGAUCGUCUACCUCCCCGCCGGCACAGGCGGCGGCUGCGUCACCAGCGGCCCCUUUGUCAACUACACGGUCAACCUGGGCCCCGCGGCGCUGAACCUCCCCGGCGGGACAAUGGUCGCGCAAUCCAACCCCCUCGACUACAAUCCACGCUGCCUGAAGCGCGAUCUCACCACCGCGAUACUCCAGCGCUACGCCAACGCCACCGCCGUCGUGGACCUCAUCCUCGAGAACAAGGACAUCUGGGACUUCCAGAUGGUCAUGCAGGGCGUCCCCGGCAGCGGCUCGAUCGGCGUCCACGGCGGAGGCCACUACUCCAUGGGCGGCGACCCCGGCCGCGACGUGUUCGUCAGUCCAGGCGACCCGGCUUUCUGGCUGCACCACGGGAUGAUCGACCGCGUGUGGUGGAUCUGGCAGGCUCUGGAUCUGAAGAACAGGCAGUAUGCCAUCUCGGGGACGGGCACGUUCCUGAACCUUCCGGCGUCGCCUAAUACGACGCUCAGCACGAUGAUUGAUCUCGGGUAUGCGAAUGGGGGGUCGAUUGCCAUGCAGGAUCUGAUGAGUACGACUGCUGGGUCUUUUUGCUAUGUUUAUCUGUAG
Aspergillus viridinutans is the source of this 1218-nucleotide messenger RNA. RefSeq names its product tyrosinase family protein. The coding region runs from base 1 to 1218 and encodes 405 amino acids. The record is from RefSeq and is a predicted model, not a curated record. Lineage: Eukaryota; Fungi; Ascomycota; Eurotiomycetes; Eurotiales; Aspergillaceae. Gene Ontology annotation, molecular function: oxidoreductase activity. The transcript is spliced from 3 exons.